Messenger RNA from Staurois parvus, 420 nucleotides. NCBI's taxonomy places the organism in Eukaryota, Metazoa, Chordata, Amphibia, Anura, Ranidae. The record is from the annotation of a GenBank genome assembly.
GUGUCCCUCGGACACAGCGGAUCACCGAUCCACAGAAAGAGCCGAAGAUGUCGGCUCGGUCAUGUGAUCAGCUGUGUCCAAUCACAGCUGAUCACAUGGGACAUCUACACUGAUUAUCAGAGCACUGAUGAUCAGUGUGCCCUGAUGAUCAGUGUAGCCCCAGCAGUGCCACCUGUCAGUGUCCAUCAGUGCUCAUCCAUGCCACCUGCCAGUGCCCAUCAGUGCCAGCUAUCAGUGCUCAUCCAUGCCACCUGCCAGUGCCCAUCAGUGCCAGCUAUCAGUGCUCAUCCAUGCCACCUGCCAGUGCCCAUCAGUGCCACAUUUCAGUGCCUACCAGUGCACAUCAAUGCCACAUAUCAGUGCCCAUCUGAGCUGCCUUUCUGUGUCACCCAUCAGUGCCACCUAUCAGUGCACGUCAGU